CACUCGCAAGCACAGCAGCGCCACAGUACCUAAGCAACAAAGAUGGGCAGCACCACCGGAGCCAGCCUCCUCCGUGCCCUGCUGUUCGCGUCGCUCUUCGCCGGGUUCGCGGCGCAUCUCGCCGCCGGGGAGAAGGACUGCUACGACGAGAGGGACAGCGUCAUCCGCAUGUGCAAGUGGACCAUCAAGAAGGGGAGCCCCUACGUGAUCCCGGACAUGCCCUGCCGCCUCGAGGUGAGGAAGGUGGACAUGCCCUGCAUCUGCCGCGUCCUCACCGCCGCCGACGAGCGGAUCAUCAGCCCCGAGAAGCUCGUCCGCUGCUCCCGCGAAGCCGGCGUCGCCCUCCCCGUCGGGAGCAAAUGCGGGACCUACACCAUCGUGGCGCCAGCGCCACCAUCCGCGCAUGCGUGAGGAGUUCCGACCACGGGAUCGUGCGAGAGGAAGGCGAGGGGAGGAGGACCGGAGGAGAUGUCAGGGGAGAAUAACUGAAUAAGUGCGCGCGUGCCUGUAUGCUCAGCUAUACUGAGCUACCGUAGUCCGUAGAAUGUAUCUUCUGCCAUUCUGCCAUAGCAUGCGUGCUACCCUGAGAUCUGAGUUGGUAAUAAUAAAAGCCUUCCUUCUA
Molecule: messenger RNA, 622 nt
Organism: Triticum urartu
Lineage: Eukaryota; Viridiplantae; Streptophyta; Magnoliopsida; Poales; Poaceae
Source: RefSeq, a predicted model, not a curated record